AUGGGUCACCUCAUCACCGUCGCGACCUCGCUCAACCAAUGGGCCUUAGAUUUCGAAGGGAAUCUUCACCGCAUCCUAGAGAGUAUCGGGAUCGCCAAAGAAAAGGGAGCUACUCUACGCGUUGGUCCUGAACUCGAGAUCACAGGCUACGGCUGUAUGGACCAUUUCCUCGAAGGUGACACCUGCCUCCAUGCAUGGGAGGUGUUAGGAGUGAUUUUACAGUCGGAGGAGGCAAGGGAUAUUGUUUGCGAUAUCGGGAUGCCUGUCAUGCACAAGAACGUAAUCUACAACUGCCGUGUGGUUAUCCACAACGGCAAAAUUCUUCUUAUCCGCCCCAAGAUGUGGAUGGCUAAUGAUGGCAAUUACCGCGAGCUUCGGUGGUUCACACCUUGGAUGAAACACCGCCAAUAUGAGGAUCACUACGUGCCUCGCAUCAUCCACGCUAUUACCGGCCAGACCAAGGUACCUUUCGGAGACGCAGUGGUAAGUACCAUAGACACAUGUAUCGGCAUUGAAUUGUGCGAGGAGCUCUUCACUCCGGCAAGUCCACAUAUCCUCAUGGGCCUAGACGGCGUCGAGAUCUUCACAAACUCCAGCGGUAGCCACCACGAGCUUCGCAAGCUCUACCGCCGCAUCGAGCUGAUGAAGGAAGCCACGAUGAAGCUCGGAGGCAUAUAUCUCUAUGCGAACCAACAAGGCUGCGACGGCGAUCGUCUCUACUACGACGGCUGCGCUAUGAUCGUCGUAAACGGCCGGGUCGUCGCCCAGGGCUCGCAAUUCUCCCUCCAGGACGUCGAAGUGGUCACAGCGACGAUCGACAUCGAGGAUAUCCGCUCGCACCGCGCGACGAGUAGCCGGAGCAACCAGGCGGCUGGGGCGGAGCGCUACCAUCGCAUCGAGGUCGACUUCGCGUUAUCUGGGAUGAAGGGCGAUGAAAUCAAGGAUUUCAGCGAGCUCGUUGUCGCCCCGCUCCCUGAGGUGCGGUACCACCAGCCAGAGGAAGAAAUUGCACUGGGUCCAGCCUGUUGGUUGUGGGACUAUCUGCGCCGCUCCAGGACGCAGGGAUACUUCAUCCCGCUGAGCGGCGGCAUCGAUAGCUGCGCUACGUCCGUAAUCGUCUACUCGAUGUGCCGCCUCGUCGCUGAGGCGGCGCGCAAGGGCGACGAGCACGUCAUCGCCGACGCGCGGCGCAUCGCGGGCGAGGCCCCCGACUCGGACUACACGCCGACCGACCCGCGCGAGUUCGCGAACCGCAUCUUCCACACGUGCUACAUGGGUACGGAGAACUCGUCGCCCGAGACGCGCAAGCGCGCCAAGGACCUCGCGAACGCGAUCGGCUCGUACCACAUCGACCUGAACAUGGACGCGCUCGUCACGGCCGUGCGCGACCUGUUCGCGUACGUCACCGGGGUGAAGCCGAAGUUCAAGGUGCAUGGAGGCUCGGGCGCGGAGAACCUGGCGCUGCAGAACAUUCAGGCGCGGCUGAGGAUGGUCGUUGCGUACUUGUUCGCGCAGCUGAUGCCGUGGGUGCGGGGACGGCAGGGUGGGCUGCUCGUCCUCGGGAGUGCGAACGUCGAUGAGAGUUUGCGCGGAUACUUCACGAAAUACGACUGCUCAUCUGCUGACAUCAACCCGAUUGGUGCUAUCAGUAAGACGGACCUCAAGAAGUUCAUCGCUUAUGCACGGGGCGCAUUUGAGCUCCCUGUGCUCACCGAAUUCCUGGAGGCGGUGCCUACCGCCGAGCUCGAGCCGAUCACAGACAGCUAUGUCCAAGCGGAUGAGGUCGACAUGGGCAUGACCUACGACGAGCUCUCCGUCUUCGGACGGCUGCGGAAGGUCGAGAAAUGUGGUCCGUGGAGCAUGUUCACGAAGCUUGUGCAUGAGUGGGGCUCGUUCUUGUCUCCCCAGCAGGUCGCUGAGAAGGUCAAACAUUUCUUCUUCGAGUACGCGCGUAACAGGCACAAGAUGACAACGCUCACACCGUCAUAUCAUGCUGAGCAAUACAGCCCGGACGACAACCGUUUCGACCUCCGGCCCUUCUUGUACCCCUCGCGCUUCCCGUGGCAAUUCAAGAAGAUCGAUGAGGCGGCUGCCAGAUGGCCAGACCGCUCUAGUCUGAAACCAUCCGAUGCGAAGGACAAGAUCUCUGUCCUGCCUUAA
Dichomitus squalens LYAD-421 SS1 is the source of this 2160-nucleotide messenger RNA. Its product is annotated as glutamine-dependent NAD(+) synthetase with GAT domain-containing protein. The transcript is spliced from 16 exons. Gene Ontology annotation, cellular component: cytoplasm. Gene Ontology annotation, biological process: NAD+ biosynthetic process. Gene Ontology annotation, molecular function: ATP binding; glutaminase activity; NAD+ synthase (glutamine-hydrolyzing) activity. The record is from RefSeq and is a predicted model, not a curated record. The coding region runs from base 1 to 2160 and encodes 719 amino acids. NCBI's taxonomy places the organism in Eukaryota, Fungi, Basidiomycota, Agaricomycetes, Polyporales, Polyporaceae.